GAAGAAAGUUGCCGAGCAUGGGGGUUCCCUUCUUAUUUAAGUGGCUUUCGAAUAAGUACCCGAAAAUAAUCAGGUGCUGUGCCCAUCUUGAUGCACCUAAAAUGGUUAUGAAUAACACCUCUGAGAAUGGUUUGCAUUUCGACAAUCUUUACCUCGAUAUGAAUAAUAUAAUUCAUCCCUGUACUCACCCAUCAGACAGAUUGCCUCCAAUCGGAGAGACCGCGCAGCAUACGGCUAUUUUUACAGCUAUAGAUGGACUUGUUAAACUUGUGAAGCCUCGUAAACUACUUUAUCUGGCUAUUGAUGGUGUCGCCCCUCGUGCGAAGAUAAGCCAACAACGGUCCAGGCGGUUUCUUAUGGUAAAGGAAACUAAACUUAUGAGAGAAAAUUCGACCGACUUGGAAAAAUUCCAUCAGUUUGCUAAUCAAAGUCUUGCUAUUCUACAACGCCGAGUGAGUGGUCCAACUAAUACUGGCCUUACUUUGAGCAUUGAAGAAACUAUUUCAAAUUCUUCAUCAGCUAACUUUGAUUUUGAUUCAAAUUGCAUCACACCUGGAACGAAAUUUAUGUCAAACCUUUCUGAUGCUUUGAAAUUUCACAUACAAAGUCGUCUAGAGUAUGAUAGUUUAUGGAAACACUUAGUGGUUAUACUUAGUGAUGCUAGUGUCCCCGGUGAAGGUGAACAUAAGAUAAUGGAAUAUAUCAGGAAAGAAAAACAGAACAGACCAAAUGACUUGCCCAUUGAAGCUUUCCCUAGAUUUUGA
Messenger RNA from Protopolystoma xenopodis, 764 nucleotides. The record is from the annotation of a GenBank genome assembly. Lineage: Eukaryota; Metazoa; Platyhelminthes; Monogenea; Polystomatidea; Polystomatidae.